Molecule: messenger RNA, 762 nt
Organism: Oppiella nova
Lineage: Eukaryota; Metazoa; Arthropoda; Arachnida; Sarcoptiformes; Oppiidae
Source: the annotation of a GenBank genome assembly
AUGGGAACCACUGUUAAGAUAUCGACAAAAGAUGUUUCGGAUUUAACACAAACUCAAGAGUUGUUGCGUUUGGCCCUUAGCUGUGGUAAGGGAGGAGUGAGCGGUGUAUUCAACGUAGCGAUGGUUUUGUCGGACGCCCUCUUUGACAACCAAACAGCAGAACAAUUCCGCAAAGUGUUGGCCCCCAAAGCACAGGCAACUCGAAACCUGGAUGUCGUGUGUCGAGAGUUGUGUCCACAAAUGGAUUACUUUGUAUGCUUUUCGUCCAUAAGCUGUGGGCGCGGGAACUCCGGUCAGAGUAACUAUGGGUUCGCCAAUUCUGUGAUGGAAAGAGUCUGCGAAAGGCGUCGGGCGCAGGGAUUACACGGACUGGCCAUCCAAUGGGGUGCUAUCGGUGAUGUGGGAGUUGUGGCCGAGACUAUGGGCGGUAAUGAGACAGUAAUCGGCGGAACAUUACCCCAACGCAUGAACUCUUGUUUGGCAACACUUGACCACUGCCUUCAGGAGCACCACUCAGUCAUGUCGAGUGUGGUGAGGGCUGACCACAAGAUUGACGCCACCAAUAAAAAGGGUAAUCUUAUGAAAACGAUUGCACAUAUACUGGGCCUCAAAGACCACACGAGUUUGGAUAGGAAUACAACACUAGGAGAACUGGGAAUGGAUUCAUUGAUGUCAGUGGAGGUGAAGCAGACACUGGAAAGGGAUUACGACUGUAUCCUCAAUAUGGAAGACAUACGGCGCUUGACUCACAUCUGGCAAUGA